CUUUAAUAAGCCAGUUUAUAACUGAUGACCUGAUAAUAACUUCCUCAUCCGUUGUGGCCUUAACUAUAAUAUCCUGUAUCAUAGCGUACAUUUAUUGGUCACAAAAAGUCAAGGGAAGAGUCCGGUAUGCUAAAAAAUUGACAGACAGUUUGAGGCAUAUUUUUUGGACAUUGAUGACAAUCGUACUUUUUCUAAUCGAUCUUGCAAGUGACAUCAAUAUGACAUACAUUUACUGGCGUGAGAGCAGCACUGAGAAUUUUAUUCUAUCCUUGAUAUUCACGGGACUUCCAGUUUUAGCAAAUGUAGUAACGGUGAUAAUGGUCAUGAGGGAAAAUAAAUACUACGUCAACACGAUGAUUUUCCUCUUGUGUUUCUUCUUUUCACCGCUAAUUCAACUACUUGUGUUGAUAUCAGUUUUAGCUAUGGGUGCAAAAGACGAAAGGGCGGAGAAACUGGUUAGAUUGGCAUCUUUACUGGGUUUGAUUGAAACAACCUUUGAAUCUGCGCCACAAAUUAUUGUUCAGAUUCAUAUCAACAUAGGUAGUACAGAAGAUGAAGAAACAAGCAUUAAAUACAUCCGAUAUGUAGCACUGGCUGGAUCAGCUCUUGGACUUGCAAAAUCAAUGUACAACUUUAAACAUAACGUCGAGAAAGGAGAUACUGGUGACCUAACUUUACCAACAAAAGUUGUGUCUUUUCUAUCACGCAUUGCAGAAAUUGGACCAAGGGUUAUACUUUUAGCGUUGCUCGUUUCGGAAUUUAAAUCUCCAGAUGUUAUUCAUUUCUUUAAAUACUCUCCUGGCCUUGCCCAGUCUGCCGUGGAUGUCCUCCCUCAUGUCACUCACUGGUUUAAUGAUGCUACCCAGGUAAAUAAAGUUAUUCGUCUGGCGUAG
Molecule: messenger RNA, 893 nt
Organism: Saccostrea cuccullata (small rock oyster)
Lineage: Eukaryota; Metazoa; Mollusca; Bivalvia; Ostreida; Ostreidae
Exons: 4
Coding region: 174-893 (239 amino acids)
Biological process (GO): engulfment of apoptotic cell; phosphatidylserine exposure on apoptotic cell surface; apoptotic process involved in development
Cellular component (GO): plasma membrane
Source: RefSeq, a predicted model, not a curated record